Lemur catta (Ring-tailed lemur) is the source of this 2567-nucleotide messenger RNA. RefSeq names its product G elongation factor mitochondrial 1 (gene GFM1). Gene Ontology annotation, molecular function: translation elongation factor activity; GTPase activity; GTP binding. The record is from RefSeq and is a predicted model, not a curated record. Gene Ontology annotation, biological process: mitochondrial translational elongation. NCBI's taxonomy places the organism in Eukaryota, Metazoa, Chordata, Mammalia, Primates, Lemuridae. Bases 105 to 2369 code for a protein of 754 amino acids. The transcript has 18 exons. Gene Ontology annotation, cellular component: mitochondrion.
CCUCCGGCACUGGCUGCAGCGUGACCUGAAACGCUCCUGGCUGCGGCGCCGGCGGCCGAGAAGACCCGGAGGUGCGGGAGUUUCACGCCUGUUCUGCGCUUGCCAUGAGGCUGCUGGGAGCCGCUGCCGCCGCGGCUCUGGGGCGCAGGCCGCUCCCUCAGGUCCCUGCAGCCGUAGGCUGGCACGGGAAGCAGGUUAAUUGGAAGUUCUGCCGAUGGUGUUCAUCAGGGGUAAUUCCUAGUGAAAAAAUACGAAAUAUUGGAAUCUCAGCUCACAUUGAUUCUGGGAAAACUACAUUAACAGAACGAGUCCUUUACUACACUGGCAGAAUUGCAAAGAUGCAUGAGGUGAAAGGUAAAGAUGGAGUUGGUGCUGUUAUGGAUUCCAUGGAACUAGAAAGACAAAGAGGAAUCACUAUUCAGUCAGCAGCCACUUACACCAUGUGGAGAGAUGUCAAUAUCAACAUUAUAGAUACUCCUGGGCAUGUGGACUUCACAAUAGAAGUUGAAAGGGCCCUGAGAGUGUUGGAUGGCGCAGUCCUUGUUCUCUGUGCUGUUGGAGGGGUGCAGUGCCAGACCAUGACUGUUAAUCGUCAGAUGAAGCGCUACAAUGUUCCAUUUCUAACUUUCAUUAACAAAUUGGACCGAAUGGGCUCCAACCCUGCUAGAGCCCUGCAGCAAAUGAGGUCUAAGCUAAAUCAUAAUGCAGCAUUUGCACAGAUACCCAUUGGGUUGGAGGGUAAUUUUAAAGGUGUUGUAGAUCUCAUUGAGGAACGAGCCAUCUAUUUUGAUGGAGACUUUGGUCAGAUUGUUCGAUAUGGUGAAAUUCCAGCUGAAUUGAGGGCAGUGGCAGCUGACCAUCGGCAGGAACUAAUUGAAUGUGUUGCCAAUUCAGAUGAGCAGCUUGGUGAGAUGUUCUUAGAAGAAAAAAUCCCCUCAAUUUCUGAUUUAAAGCUUGCAAUCCGAAGAGCUACUCUAAAUAGAUCAUUCACUCCUGUUUUUUUGGGAAGUGCCUUGAAGAACAAAGGAGUUCAGCCUCUCUUAGAUGCUGUUUUAGAGUAUCUCCCAAAUCCAUCUGAAGUCCAGAAUUAUGCUAUUCUCAAUCAGGAGGAUGACUCAAAAGAGAAAACCAAAAUCUUAAUGAACUCCAAAAGAGAUAAUUCCCACCCAUUUGUAGGCCUGGCUUUUAAACUGGAGGCAGGUCGAUUUGGUCAGUUAACUUAUGUCCGCAGUUAUCAGGGACAGCUGAAAAAGGGUGACACCAUCUAUAACACGAGGUCAAGAAAGAAAGUGCGGCUACAACGGCUGGUUCGCAUGCAUGCCGACAUGAUGGAGGAUGUUGAGGAAGUAUAUGCUGGAGACAUCUGUGCAUUGUUUGGCAUUGACUGUGCUAGUGGAGAUACAUUCACAAACAAAGAUAAUAGUGCCCUUUCUAUGGAGUCAAUUCAUGUUCCUGAUCCUGUCAUUUCAAUAGCAAUGAAGCCUUCGAAUAAGAAUGAUCUGGAAAAAUUUUCAAAAGGUAUUGGCAGGUUUACAAGAGAAGAUCCCACAUUCAAAGUACACUUUGACACUGAAAGCAAAGAGACAAUUGUGUCUGGAAUGGGAGAAUUACACCUGGAAAUCUAUGCUCAGAGGAUGGAAAAAGAAUAUGGCUGUCCUUGUAUCACAGGAAAGCCAAAAGUUGCGUUUCGAGAGACCAUUACUGCCCCUGUUCCGUUUGAGUUUACACAUAAAAAACAAUCAGGCGGUGCAGGCCAGUUUGGAAAAGUAAUAGGUGUACUGGAGCCUCUGGACCCAGAGAACUACACUAAGUUGGAGUUUUCAGAUGAAACGUUCGGAUCAAAUGUUCCAAAGCAGUUUGUGCCUGCUGUAGAAAAGGGGUUUUUAGAUGCCUGUGAGAAGGGCCCUCUCUCUGGUCACAAGCUCUCUGGGCUCCGGUUUGUCCUGCAGGAUGGGGCGCACCACAUGGUUGAUUCCAAUGAAAUCUCUUUCAUCCGAGCAGGAGAAGGUGCUCUUAAACAAGCCUUGGCAAAUGCAACAUUAUGUAUUCUUGAACCUAUUAUGUCUGUGGAAGUUAUAGCCCCAAAUGAAUUUCAGGGACCAGUAAUUGCAGGAAUUAACCGGCGCCAUGGGGUAAUCACGGGGCAAGAUGGAGCUGAAGACUAUUUUACAUUGUAUGCAGAUGUCCCUCUAAAUGAUAUGUUUGGUUAUUCUACUGAACUUAGGUCAUGCACAGAGGGAAAGGGAGAAUACACAAUGGAGUAUUGCAGAUAUCAGCCAUGUUUACCAUCCACACAAGAGGAUCUCAUUAAUAAGUAUUUGGAAGCUACGGGUCAACUUCCUGUGAAAAAAGGAAAAGCCAAGAACUAACUUUCCUCACUUUGAGUUGACUUUAACUGAAUCUGCAAGGUUUAGAUACUUUGAUGGAUUCCAGUACAAUAAAUUCAGCCUGCCCUCCCUGUUCACAUUCAGGAGCUUCUAUUAUAUUCGAGGAUAAUUCUAUAUAUAUAGCUCAGCUCUAUUGAUUGGUUUUAAAGAACCUCAAAUAAACUACGAUUAUUACUGAAA